Aspergillus novofumigatus IBT 16806 is the source of this 714-nucleotide messenger RNA. RefSeq names its product HNH endonuclease family protein. The coding region runs from base 1 to 603 and encodes 200 amino acids. The transcript is spliced from 4 exons. Lineage: Eukaryota; Fungi; Ascomycota; Eurotiomycetes; Eurotiales; Aspergillaceae. The record is from RefSeq and is a predicted model, not a curated record.
AUGACCCGCCUGCUCCUCUCCGUCCUCUUGGGCAUCCCCCUCGUGGCAGCCAUCCCGGCACCAGUUGCUCUCCCAACUCCCCCAGGGAUCCCCUCUGCCGCUACCGCAGAGUCCGAGCUGGCUGCCCUGACCGUCGCGGCCGCAGGCUCCAACGACGGCUACUCUCGCGACCUCUUCCCCCACUGGAUUAGCCAAGGGGUCGUCCUCGCCCGCGACGGCACCGGCAUCGUCAAGGACUCCAGCUGCUAUCCCACCAGCGGAUCAUGGUACUCUCCCUACGACGGAGCCACCUGGACGCAGGCCAGCGACGUGGACAUCGACCAUGUCGUUCCCCUCGCCAAUGCCUGGAGAUCCGGCGCAUCUGAAUGGACCACCGCGCAGCGCCAGGCGUUUGCCAACGACCUGACCAACCCGCAGCUGAUGGCUGUGACGGAUAACGUCAACCAGGCCAAGAGCGACGAUGGACCCGAGGCGUGGAAACCUCCUCUUACUUCGUAUUAUUGCACGUAUGCGAAGAUGUGGGUGAGGGUCAAGUACGUGUAUGAUUUGACCAUUACCUCGGCGGAGAAGAGUGCGCUUGUGAGCAUGUUGGAUACUUGCUAGUGGAUGUAACUGUCUGGGUGAGAAAGUUAUCAGCUAGUUGACAGCAGAGAGAUAUUUGUAGAUAGAUUCUGUUGAAUUAAAUUACCACCUACUGAGUGGAGAAAUCCAGUC